AUGGACUGGUCAUUGGUGGUAGAGGGCGCCCGACCACCUUUGGAUCGGCGACCCACAGCGUGGAAUGACACUGUGGAUUUUAUGGAUAUUGCUGUCCAUGUUCAAGCUAGUGGUUUUCUUGAUGCUUGUACUAUCCAUACUUUGACUGUGGCGCACCGUCAUCUUGCACCCCAUUCCAUGGUGUUGAAUACUUGGAUUGCACCUCCAUGCAAUCCCAUCAAGAAACGACUCUAUGGUUUUGGCCAGGCUUCGAAAGACCGCGGUUGGAAUCAUGAUGUGGUUAAUCCACGGUCUAUGAUCCAUUUUGCUCGGCCAUAUCUUUCCGCUGAUGAUCAACUUACGGCAAUGCAGGCAUCUCUUGUUUGGAAAAAGUAUGCAGAGUUGCGCCCUUUUGCAUGUGUUACUUCUCUCAAGUCAUUGCAACUUCCACGUCUCUUGAUGGCUGAUGAAAAGGUUCCCACUACGUUGGAUCAACAUCAAGCAUGGCUGAAUUCAGCCGCGUUGCUACGGUUUGAUUUCAAUCAUGGUGAUUUUGUUCGCUGGCUCGGCGGUGAAUAUACCAACGAAGGGCGUGACUUCAAUCUUGAAUGGGAUGUAAUCGAAUCCCAUUUGAAGUCAAAGGUGCUCCCAUCAGAUCUUCCACCUACAAAAUUGGACAUGGCGUAUUGUAUUCAAACUGAAGGUGUUCCUCUCCGUGGACAAUGUACUACGCCUAUGGAGGCAACACUUCUACAAAACGAAUAUGAUAACCACCCAGCGGUGGGUUCUAGCUUGGCCGCGGUUGAGAAGAAAUUUGCAAAGGAGGAGUGGAACUCCUACCACAUCCACUACCUGCGAUUUGUCUAUGAAUUUCUCCCGGGCUUGGUCAUCAAUCCGAUUCGGUGCGUCUUUGAUAAAGGAAAGGGUCGAAUCUGUAUUGAUUGCUCCAAUGGUCCUAAUUCGUUAGGUUCCAUCAAUCUUUACAUUCCAUCUCCGAAAGAUGCUAUUCCCGGUGAGGAGGAUGAAUGCCCUGCAGUGUACUGCCAAUAUGCGUUUGAUCGCUUCUUGCAUCAAGUCCUCAGGAUGCGCAUCACUCGCCCAAAUGAUCCCAUUAUGGUCCAUGCGGAUGAUAUAGAAGCUGCGUUUCGAUGA
This is a messenger RNA of Cylindrotheca closterium, 1131 nucleotides long. The record is from the annotation of a GenBank genome assembly. Lineage: Eukaryota; Bacillariophyta; Bacillariophyceae; Bacillariales; Bacillariaceae.